Beta vulgaris subsp. vulgaris (sugar beet) is the source of this 2203-nucleotide messenger RNA. RefSeq names its product splicing factor U2af large subunit B. Gene Ontology annotation, cellular component: nuclear speck; commitment complex; nucleus. Lineage: Eukaryota; Viridiplantae; Streptophyta; Magnoliopsida; Caryophyllales; Amaranthaceae. The record is from RefSeq and is a predicted model, not a curated record. The transcript is spliced from 14 exons. The coding region runs from base 240 to 1979 and encodes 579 amino acids. Gene Ontology annotation, molecular function: poly-pyrimidine tract binding; pre-mRNA 3'-splice site binding. Gene Ontology annotation, biological process: mRNA processing.
AUGAAUUAAAAAGGUCAAAAAACAACAAAGUUUGCGAAGUGUUGAGUGCCCAGGCUUGGUGUGUUUUUAGUUUACUAGGAACACAAACACAAGAACAACCGAAGAAGAACCCUAGUUCGUUGUUCCCCCGUUAACGCUAUUGGAAAUCUGGAAUCUUCUGAAUUUGCUCCAUCUUUCUCAUCCUCUCCUUCGCAUUACCAGGUCUGGUAGGCUUUGAGGUCAGGGGUGUAGCCUAAACGAUGUCGGAAUACCAGGACGAUCCCGAUAAAUAUGGUUCUCCUCCUCAAUUGCAGGAGAAUGAUAAUGGUGGUCUUGAUGAACAUAACGACUCGAAAUCCCAGCAUGGUUCUCGGGAUCAUGAGAGGGGUUCUUCAAAAAGUAGAGAAAGGGACCGAGAGAAGGGAAGGGAUAAGGAUCGGGAUCGAGAUCGAGGAAGGGAGAGAGACAAGGAGAGGGACAAGGAAAGGGACAGAGAUAGAGAUAGAGAUAGAGAUAGGGAUAGAGACAGGGAUAGGGAUCGGGAAAGAGACAAAGAUAGGAGCCGGGAUAAAGAUCGAGACCGUCAUAGAGACCGGCAUAGGGACAGGAGUGAUAGAGGUGAUCGCCACAGAGAUAGAGAGCAUGAUGAUGAUUACUACAAAAGCAGAGACCGUGACAGGCGGAGAGAUCAUGAUCGUGAUAACGAUGAUACAAGUAAACACAGAUCUCGUUCAAGGGCAAGAUCUGAGCACAGGUCAAGGUCAAGAUCUCGUUCUCGCUCUAAAAGCAAAAGGAUAAGCGGAUUUGACAUGGCACCUCCUUCUUCUGCAAUGUUAUCUUCUGCUGCAGCCUUUGCAGGUCAGCUUCCCGGUGCAGCUCCAACAAUCCCUGGAAUGUUUCCAAACAUGCUACAAUUGACUCCUGGACAGCCAUUAGGAGCUAUUCCUGUUAUGCCUAUGCAGGCCAUGACACAACAGGCAACGCGGCAUGCGCGGCGAGUAUAUGUUGGCGGGCUUCCUCCUACUGCUAACGAACAGUCGGUGGCAACUUUUUUUAGCCAUGUUAUGGCUGCGAUUGCGGGGAAUACUGCUGGACCAGGUGAUGCUGUUGUCAAUGUUUAUAUUAAUCAUGAAAAGAAGUUUGCUUUUGUGGAAAUGAGGUCUGUGGAGGAAGCUAGCAAUGCUAUGGCAUUGGACGGUAUAAUAUUUGAGGGUACGCCAGUUAAAGUGAGAAGACCUAGUGAUUACAACCCUUCUCUAGCUGCAACCCUCGGUCCCAGUCAACCCAAUCCAAAUUUGAACCUGGCUGCUGUUGGAUUAACACCGGGGUCAGCUGGUGGACUCGAGGGUCCAGAUCGAAUAUUUGUGGGUGGGCUACCUUACUACUUAACAGAAUCACAGAUCCGGGAGUUACUUGAAUCUUUUGGCCCCCUUCGGGGUUUUGAUCUCGUGAAGGAUAGAGAAACUGGGAACUCAAAGGGUUAUGCCUUCUGUGUUUAUAACGAGCCCUCAGUCACUGACGUAGCUUGUGCAGCUUUGAAUGGGAUUAAAAUGGGUGAUAAAACACUCACUGUUAGACGUGCUAAUCAGGGAGCAGUCCAACCUAAGCCUGAGCAGGAGAUUGUUUUGCAGCAUGCACAACAGCAGAUAAUGUUGCAGAAGCUCAUGUUUCAACCUGGAGCACUUCCUACCAAGGUUGUGUGCUUGACUGAAGUGGUUACUGCUGAUGAUCUUAAAGAUGAUGACGAGUAUCAAGAUAUAAUGGUUGACAUGAAAGAGGAGGGUGAAAAGUUUGGUCCUUUGGUGAACGUUGUCAUCCCACGACCAGGGCCAAAUGGAGAACUUGGACCUGGAGUUGGAAAGGUGUUUCUGGAGUAUUCUGACACGGAUGGUUCCUCCAAAGCUCGAGCAGGAAUGAAUGGAAGGAGAUUCGGUGGAAACCAAGUGGUUGCUGUGUUUUAUCCUGAAAAUAGAUUUGCUGAAGGUGACUAUGAUGCGUAGGGGCUUAUUUGCAACCCCCUGACUCUCUUUGUACUUAUAUUAGCACUAUUUAGUCUCAAGAGUAGGCAACAUAGAUGUCUUUGAUCCUGUACACGGGAAGAUUGAUAUUUAAGUGAUCUUGUUUUGCGGGCCGGCUAAUAUUACAAUUAACUGAUGAUAUUAGCCUAUGGGUGUGCUUAAUUGUUGGAUUAUUUCUUAAUUAAAUCUAUUAGUACAUUGGUAUA